Rotaria socialis is the source of this 1761-nucleotide messenger RNA. Lineage: Eukaryota; Metazoa; Rotifera; Eurotatoria; Philodinida; Philodinidae. The record is from the annotation of a GenBank genome assembly.
AUGCUUAUGCAGGAGUAUUUGUGGCGUAUUCGCAUUGAUGGUGACAGUAUGUCAAUAUCGAUGUUUAAUGAUUUUUGUGAAAAUAUUUUAAAGGUAGUAAAAUAUAGAGUUAUUUCAUUACGCAUCUCAUUCAAUAAUACAAUUGGUGGAUGGUCACUCGUCUCAUCAGCUUUGAAGCAUUAUCAAACAAUGUUACUUCAACGUCUUCAUUUGAUUGAUAUUCAACCAUAUGAAUUCGAUAAAUUGUUAUGUAAUCGUUCAAUAAAAAAAUUACAUACUUUAAUUGUUGAUAUUAAAGAAUCUAAUCCAUUCAAUCAUCAAUUUGUAGAAGGAGCAUAUUUGGCUAAGGUGUGCUCAUCCAUGCCCGUUCUAAAUAUUUGUCGACUUCCCUUUAGUUUUAGUCCGAUAAGUCAUAAAAACUUACCAAUAUCUGAAUCAACACCAUUGAUGUCUUUGCCAAGUGUUUUCAACACAACCUAUCUUCAUACGUUGACCACUGGUGUGAACACAUCACGUUUUUUACAACAGUUACUGCUAUGUAUACCCUGCAUUCGAAAUCUCUCUAUUGGUGUGGCAGACCCAGAGGAAAUUGAAAAUGAUAAUUGUGACAGAUUCUCAAUGCCCGUUACUGUUGAUCCCCGUCUACUAUGUAACCUAGUUCGUCUUAAGGUGAACUGCUUGACCAGCAUGAGUUUUCAUCGAACCAUUGUGCUUUUAUCAUCUGUGUUUGGUCAAUUAAUUCAUUUUUCACUAAAAUUAAAAUUAUAUACAUCCGCUUGUGGACGAUUUGCUAUAUCCGGCGAUAUUAUCCAACAAAAAUGUAUUGAUCGUCUGAAACCUGUGGCGUCGUAUGCUCUUGAUCUAUCAUUUUGUGUCGAGAAUGACUUUGAAGAAAAAAGAAUUUUCAAUUCAUUCGUGAAAGCUGCUUUUUUUUCUCGACGAAGACCGAAAAUAAUUAUUCAGGAACGGAAUAAUUGGAAUAUCGGUCUUGAUUACCAUUGUUUUGCCUUGUUCACUACUCCAUAUCAUGGUACAAAGCUUCAAACAGAGUUUUUUUCUGAAGAUUUGCAAGUAUCGUCUCUAACGCAGUUAAAUCCCAUUGACUUGUUUCCAAAAGCUAAUGAACUGUUCAUUGAAGGUUUUAAUGGCGAAAGUUCUCAUCAUCGUCUCUGUAAUCCUAAUUGCUCUAUAUCAUCACUGGUUCCAUGGUCAUUGCUAACAACAAUUUUCAUCGAUGGGAGUGAUUUUAUUAGUGCAUUUGAAUUAGAAGCAAUAUUAAGAAUGUCUUGUAAUGUAGAUAAGUUACGAAUAAGUGAAGAUAAUGAUAUUUUAUGCUCCGCUAUAUUACAUGACACUGAUAAUCUCGCAACUCGUGUCAAUCAACAAAUAAAGUCGUUAGAUAUGGAUGGUUAUACCGUAACGUUAUCCAAUGUUCGAUACUUUUGCAAACUUAUCUCCAUUCGAUUACCUAACUUGAAAAAGCUUACAUUUUCUAUCCAUGAUUCGUAUGAUGGAUUCGGUUGGCAUUCGGCAAGUACUCGUGACGGUCAAAUUAAAUCUACAAAAAGUAUUGUUAAUUUUAUUCGUUGUCUUACCGAUGAUUUGCAACAACUUGUUUCACUUCGUAUCUUUUUCUUUGAUUGGACUUUUACUAAAACACCAUGUUUUUCAUAUCUAAUUCGACGACAACUACAUGAAUCGACGAUUAAACGACCUUAUCGCUUGCGAUGUGCUUCUGGAGAGAUUCAAUUAUGGCUUUAA